Messenger RNA from Penicillium verrucosum, 1056 nucleotides. RefSeq names its product 3-deoxy-7-phosphoheptulonate synthase. Gene Ontology annotation, biological process: aromatic amino acid biosynthetic process. Bases 1 to 1056 code for a protein of 351 amino acids. NCBI's taxonomy places the organism in Eukaryota, Fungi, Ascomycota, Eurotiomycetes, Eurotiales, Aspergillaceae. Gene Ontology annotation, cellular component: cytoplasm. Gene Ontology annotation, molecular function: 3-deoxy-7-phosphoheptulonate synthase activity. The record is from RefSeq and is a predicted model, not a curated record. The transcript has 5 exons.
AUGUCGUUCUUCAUUGAUAACCCUAAUGUGGGCAACCACAGUCAUUUGGAAGACUCUCGCAUUCUCGGCUACAACCCUCUCACCCCUCCCAAUCUUCUCCAGCAUGAGAUCGCAUUGACCGAGAAGUCACGACAGACCGUCCUCCAAGGACGCGAUGAAGCCGUCGAGAUCGUCCAUGGCACAGAUACCAAGCUCCAACGUCUGAUGGUCGUCAUCGGACCAUGCUCCAUCCACGACCCAGAAAUGGCCCUCGAAUACUGCGAUCGUCUACUAAAGAUGAAGGAGAAGUACGCCGACGAGCUACUGAUCGUCAUGCGCUCGUACCUCGAGAAGCCCCGCACAACAGUCGGCUGGAAGGGCCUGAUCAACGACCCGGAUAUCGACAACAGCUUCCAGAUCAACAAGGGUCUCCGCGUAUCGCGCCAGCUCUUCUUCUUGGCAGAUUGUCUGUCCAUCGGUGCUGUCGGUGCCCGUACCACCGAGUCCCAGGUCCACCGGGAGCUUUCAUCCGGUCUGUCCUUCCCCGUCGGAUUCAAGAACGGUACCGACGGCUCGCUCGAUGUCGCCGUCGAUGCUAUUGGCUCCGUCAAGCACCCCCACCACUUCCUGUCCGUCACAAAGCCAGGCGUUGUCUCCAUUGUCGGAACAGUCGGUAACCCUGAUUGCUUCGUUAUCCUUCGUGGUGGCAAGAAGGGCCCUAACUACGAUGCUGCUAGCAUCGCGGAUGCGAAGUCUAAGCUCAGUGCUAAGGGCAUGCGUCCCCGUCUUAUGGUUGACUGCAGCCACGGUAACUCCGAGAAGAACCACAGGAACCAGCCUAAGGUCGCUGCUGUGCUUGCUGAGCAGAUUGCUGCCGGUGAGGAUGCUAUUAUGGGUGUUAUGAUUGAGAGUAACAUCAACGAAGGCAACCAGAAGGUCCCCGCAGAGGGCAAGGCCGGUCUCAAGUACGGUGUCAGUAUCACAGAUGCUUGUAUCAGCUGGGAGGAUACCGAGUCAGUAUUGGAGACUCUGGCUCAAGGUGUUCGCGCUCGUCGCGAGAAAUCGGAAACAAAAUAA